CACAAGCUAUAAACACAGUCGCGCAUCUCGCCGUCUGAACCCAAAGAUGGCCGACGACACUUUUCACCCCUUUCCGCGACUGCCUAUUGAACUUCGCCACAUGAUAUGGCGCCUUUGCCUGCCGCACCGUGUGAGCGAGUAUGACCUUAUCGUCAACUGGGUCUAUUACAACACUUACUCAGAUAAUGCUUUACACCCCUGUCAAUUCGCCUCGAGUAUCGUCAGCAACGGCCGCCCACCACUCCUCACACGAGUAUGCCAUGAGUCACGACAAAUCGCCUUUGAGACCGGCGAGAUGGGCCCGAAGCUCACAACCGAGGAGAAAGAAGCCAUUGAUCUAUCUGGAGAACCUGAGUGGUCCACUGGAACCAAUAUACAAUGGGACGUUUGGAAGGAUUCUGUGCGGGACUCUACGCAUCUGAGUUGGGAUGGAGGGCAUCAGAUCAAUCUUGGUUACACGACUAGAGGGCAUCCUUUGGUGUCUUUGGCGAGGGAGGCGAAGAGGCUGAAUGGGAAGGCGUCGUUUAUGGUGGACUACAUCCAAGAUCUGAUGUAUUCGGAACCCGACGACGAACCUUUGUUUCCUUUUGCUUGGGCGGUUGUUAACAAAUGGCCAGUCUCUGAAGAAAAUCAGAAAAACCUUGCAGCGCUCAAGCUCUUGCCAGAAUGGCUGGUGGUUGUCAAUGUCAUUGUUAUACACCUCGCCUUUCCUCUCGCAGCAAAAACCGGCCUCUUCGGACUCUUGGGAGAAGAAGUUGUGCAGGUUGUAGACGCAGCUUCACCCUUGGCUACCCAGCUGUACGAAUUAGCUGAGGCUUGUGAGCGUCAGGCAGAAGUCGUCACAGCUGCUCAAGACUUUGCGAGAAUGCCUGCAGAAUAUAUGGAUGAUAUGGUGAAGAGAGGGGCAUUCAAGUGUUUUCACGAUUACGAGAUUCCAUACCGUUUGCGGCCUGCUAUUAUGUUUAGGCUGUGUACGGAGAUGUGUAAUCAUAGUGACAGGGUGGAAAAGGAGCAGAGUAUCUAGAGUGGACAAGGUAGGUCAGAUCGAAUGAGACACAAGCUGCACAAUGCAGGCUGUUUAUGACAUUCUUGACAGGCAGGUGACUCUGAACAGCACCGAGGUGUUUCUACUAUAGCAUCAAGAUAGGGAAAAGUGUAUACGGAGG
Aureobasidium pullulans EXF-150 is the source of this 1166-nucleotide messenger RNA. RefSeq lists its product as uncharacterized. The transcript has a single exon. The record is from RefSeq and is a predicted model, not a curated record. The coding region runs from base 47 to 1024 and encodes 325 amino acids. Lineage: Eukaryota; Fungi; Ascomycota; Dothideomycetes; Dothideales; Saccotheciaceae.